Aspergillus candidus is the source of this 1820-nucleotide messenger RNA. Its product is annotated as MDR family MFS transporter. NCBI's taxonomy places the organism in Eukaryota, Fungi, Ascomycota, Eurotiomycetes, Eurotiales, Aspergillaceae. The record is from RefSeq and is a predicted model, not a curated record. The transcript has 3 exons. Gene Ontology annotation, biological process: transmembrane transport. The coding region runs from base 1 to 1719 and encodes 572 amino acids. Gene Ontology annotation, molecular function: transmembrane transporter activity.
AUGGCGUUCAGAAGAUUCACCAGCGCUAGCAUGCCAGAGCCUGAGACAGACAGACAGACUGUAGAGAUGAGCGAUUUUGAGGAGAUGGUGCUCGAGGAGGACGGCAAGCGGAGCGAGGAGAACUCUGCCCAUGGCGAUUUCAAGCUUUCCGUGUCAGGACAGUUGGUUUUCCUGACGCUGUCGGUGUUGACGUUGAUGGUUGCGCUGGAUGGAACGUCUAUAUCGGUGGCUUUGCCGAAAAUCUCUCUUGAACUGCAUGGAUUGGCAAUGGAGGCGUUUUGGAGUGGGACCUCGUUCCUGUUAUGCUCCACUGUAUUCCAACCCACUACUGCAACACUGUCCAAUAUCUUUGGUCGUCGUCCAGUCCUAUUCGUCUCGCUCACCUUGUUCUUCAUCGGUUCUCUUCUCGCCGGCAUUGCCAAGAAUUUUACCGACAUCCUUAUCGGCCGUUGUAUUCAAGGAGUCGGCGGCGGCGGCAUUGCAGUGCUUUCCGAGAUCAUUGUUACGGACCUUGUUCCGCUCCGUCUGCGGGGCCGAUACUAUGGCAUCCUCAGUGCCAUGUACAGCGUGGGCUCCGUGUUGGGCCCCAUCUUGGGCGGUGGUUUCAGCGAAAAGGCCUCCUGGCGCUGGAUCUUCUACAUCAACUUCCCCUUCAUCGGUAUUGGCGGCUUCCUCGUGGUCUUCUUCUUCCGACUCCCGACGCCCAAGGGGUCUCUUUACCAGAAACUCGCCUGUGUGGACUGGACCGGAGCUGUCCUUUUCAUCGGGAGCGUAUCCGCCGUGCUAAUCCCAAUCUCUUGGGGGGGCAUCAUGCAUGCCUGGUCGUCAUGGCGCACCGUCGUGCCCUUAUCCGUCGGCGCAGCAGGCCUUGUCGCUUUCUGCAUCUGGGAAGUCCUCCUUGUAUCCACCGAGCCGAUGAUCCCCCCCGACAUAUUUCGCAACCGCAGCGCCACCAUCGCCCUAGCGACCUCCUUCCUCCAGGGUCUGAACCUCUGGUGCGCCCUGUACUACCUCCCUCUUUACUACGAAGCCGUCCGCGGGUUUGGCCCCAUCCUCACCGGAGUCGCCUUGUUCCCAGAGACCUUCACUAUCGCACCCGCUGCCAUCCUUUGCGGCCUCAUCGUCACCGCCACUGGUCACUACCGUUGGGGCUUAUGGAUCGGAUGGAGCAUCAGCGCCAUGGGCGCGGGUCUUCUCUGUCUGCUCGAGGUGGAUACCCCGACCGUGGCGUGGAUCUUCCUGAAUGUGCCCGGAGGUGUAGGCAUCGGGAUUCUGACGGCCGCCUUAGUUUGUGCCGUGCAGGCAUCCGCGACACGCCAUAAUCUCACUGCGUCGGUCGCUAUGGUCGUGUUCUUUCGCUCAUUCGGUCAGGCAGUAGGCAUUGCUGUCGGAGGAGUUGUCUUUCAGAAUCGCAUGCGUCACCAUCUGCAGGGGUACGUGGAGCUGGCGCCUCGGGCGGAUGAGCUGGCUCGCGAUGCAGCUGCGUUGGUGACGACGAUGCGCGAUAUGACGGACGAGACGGCGAAAGCGCAUUUGAAACAAGCGUAUACGGAUAGCUUGCGUGCGAUCUGGGCUGUGUGUUGUGGAAUUUCUGGAGUGGGCUUGGCACUGAGUGUGUUCGUUAAGAAGUAUGAUUUGAAUCGCGCGUUGAAGUCGGAUGGCGACGAGGAAGAAAAUGACAAGAAAGAACAGGUGGACGACGAUCAGGUGACGAUGUAGAGCCCUAACGAGGUGAAGGAAGAGGAAGGCGUCACGGAGGUAUCUUGAAUAGAAUGGAUAUCAUUGCGUCCUGUUUUUUCAUACUUGUUAUUAUCUAUCCC